CUUUUGGAUCUUGGUCCAUGAUGGCCUUUUUAUUGAUUUUGACGAUUGGAUCUCUCUAUGAAUGGAAAAGGGGUGCUUCGGAUCGGGAGUAACCACUAGUGAUAGGGCAAAAAGAGGGGGGAAGGACAAAGGAAAUCGCGAUGCCUACAUUAAAUCAAUUGAUUCGUCAUGGUAGAGAAGAAAAACGGCGCACGGACCGUACUCGAGCUUUGGAUCAAUGUCCCCAGAAGGAAGGAGUAUGCCCGCGUGUUUCAACGAGAACACCGAAAAAACCUAAUUCAGCUCUACGUAAGAUAGCCAAAGUACAGUUGAGCAAUAAACAUGAUAUAUUUGCUCACAUUCCAGGCGAAGGUCAUAAUUCGCAGGAACAUUCGAAGGUCUUAAUAAGAGGAGGUAGAGUCAAAGAUUUGCCAGGUGUGAAAUCCCAUUGUAUUCGAGGAGUCAGGGAUUUGCUGGGAAUUCCGGAUCGAAGAAGAGGAAGAUCCAAAUAUGGUGCGGAAAAACCCAAAUCGAUAUGAAUGGAAGAUGCCUCUGGAACUUCUUUUUCUCGGUCAGUAGUUGGAAAGUUUCUCGAGCUCAGGUACGGGCGACUCAGCCACAUGUGCUCGACUGAAUAUGCAGCCACGGAACUGCUAAAUCCCUCGUGAGACAGAAGUUCCGGUCAAUCGUGUCGGCCUUCAUCACCGCUGCUUUGGCGAUCCGACUUCACGAAUGCGGUGACGCGCAGUAUUUGUUGACAUAGGGGUAGCGAGGAGCUUUCCGCAGUUCAUUCAAUCUAUGAAUCCACAGUGGGACGUUCUCAAUCCAAAGUGGACUUUUGGGUCAAAGCCUAGACCAAAGGUCCCUAAUAGCGUAGGGAGACUAAUCGGGUAGCGAAUCCCAUCCUCAGCUAAACCUGGGCAAUUCACAUAGCGCCUUCCUUUCGAUAGACUUCCUAAACUAAAGGAGGAUCUAGCUGUGGAUGAUGUCACAGCUGGAGAGUCAACCUUUGAAUAUUAAUGCCUGCCUUAUUCUAGACUGAAGAAGAUAGAUUUCAAGAAUUCCUUCCUUUCCUUUUCAUCGAAAGCUUUAGUCACAUCUGACAUCACUUCUAUUAAGAAUUAAGAAAACCUAAGUCGAGUUUGUUGAUCGGAUAAAAGGAUCUAUGGAAUAGAGUUGAGAGACCCUUUAAAAACAGAAUGAAAGACAGAAUAGGAUAAGAGUUCUCAGAGCAGACUUCAGAGCUGACCAUUCCUUUCUGGCUAACCUACCGGUGGACUCGAAAUAACGAAAGCAAGCUUUAAUGCAAGACCCUUAUCCCAAUAGACUAGACAUCUAUAGAUGAGAACACAUAAAGCUUAUGGAAAUCCAUCUUGACUUUCCUUUAAUUCAUGCUCUCAUUCUUAGACUGCAGGGGGACAUCCUCAGAAUGGUCUCUCAGUAUGGUUACCAUUUCCUUUCGCAUAAAUAGUCUAUGUUGUAGAUAAGGCAAGUUAUACGAUACGAUGUGAUUGACCUAUCAAUAUGAUCUAUAUGAAUAUGAAUAGGGUAAACAUUAGAUGGGAAGAUGGGAAGAAAGAAGGCGAUAAGGGAAUGCGCAGAGCAAGAACGCCUCCCCCUCAAAGAGAGUAAUAGAGGGAGACAGCAACUCACCAGGAGAGGGAAGCUAAGAGAAAGAAAGACCGGAAUUCCCAUCCUUCUCUUAGAAGGCAGAGUCGAAGAUAGGAUGUAUUUCUUACCCAGCCUUUGUCGUCCUAUCUUAUCUCUUUCAAAGCUCUAUAAUAAAAGUCAAAAAGGGAAAGGGCACGGAAUAAGAAACCCAAAUCCACUCCAUAAAAUAGAAGAAAAUCCAACACGGAAAUAGGAGGAAAUAGGACCGGUAAAAGCCCUUCUUUGGUAUUGGGAAAUACGUCACCCUCUCGCUUUUCUUUCUAUCUAUUAAUGCGGAAACGAGCAAUUUGAACAAGCUGAAUUCCAUCCACCCUGAUUUCCGACCUCUUGCAUUGCAUUACCAUAACGAAAACAAAAAAGAGAUUGCUCUUGUGAUUCUCCAUGAAGCUUUCUCGGUCGAGGAAAGGAAUAGCGAUAGAUUUCUAUAGAGCAUCGAGGAACAAGCAGAUGAAAUCGGACGACGAAUUCUUGCGUGGUCCAAGGAAAUCAAAGGUCUGCUUCCACGAUUUCAUCUAUAUAGAAUCUUUGAAUAUCAGAAUAGCUUAUAUAGUCAUGAUUCAAUUCAUGAAUUAGCCCACUAUGAGUCUACUGCAUUUAUAAAUAUAUAUUCUAGUAUAUCAUUUCUGUCUCUGUUACAAGACGGCGAAACUAAAUGGUUCAA
Molecule: messenger RNA, 2311 nt
Organism: Andrographis paniculata
Lineage: Eukaryota; Viridiplantae; Streptophyta; Magnoliopsida; Lamiales; Acanthaceae
Product: ribosomal protein S12, mitochondrial
Exons: 1
Coding region: 141-518 (125 amino acids)
Biological process (GO): translation
Cellular component (GO): ribosome; small ribosomal subunit
Molecular function (GO): structural constituent of ribosome
Source: RefSeq, a predicted model, not a curated record